Molecule: messenger RNA, 2611 nt
Organism: Engraulis encrasicolus (European anchovy)
Lineage: Eukaryota; Metazoa; Chordata; Actinopteri; Clupeiformes; Engraulidae
Product: lecithin retinol acyltransferase-like
Exons: 2
Coding region: 758-1462 (234 amino acids)
Biological process (GO): retinol metabolic process; vitamin A metabolic process
Cellular component (GO): rough endoplasmic reticulum
Molecular function (GO): phosphatidylcholine-retinol O-acyltransferase activity
Source: RefSeq, a predicted model, not a curated record
UUAAAUACAGGUGUGGCCUAUGGGCUUACUGGGAGCAAGGCCCACUUUUUGCUGGUAGUAAAAAGGGGGUCAGUCAUGCGUGUGCCAGUUGUGAGGUAAUUGAUGCCAUAUGGUGGCUGGGAAACUGGUCGACCACAGGCAAACAAAUAGUCCUCAAAAAUCCAGCGCCGACAGUUUUUCCCCUCCAGUUCCUGAAGUCUGACCUCUAUUUUUUUUUCCAUCUGCUGGUAGCCAAUCAAAAAGUCAAGACAGUCCAAUGUUUACAACGCCCUCGCAGACAGAACUCCUGCUUUAAAACAUUCGCUGUAGACAUCUUAAUUACGCACCAGGCAAGCUGCUGUCAUUUGGCUACUUGGUAAUAUAUAUAUAUAUAUAUUCCUUGCUACUUGGGUGAUUGAAAACAAGAUAUUUAGUUGGUGAUAGGCUAUGGGCAGUUAGGUGACACUUUCGUCCAAUAAUUAACGGCCUUGCCAGUCCUCAAAGCCGAGUUGUUUCAGGUGGACAUCGGUUGGAGAAGCUGGUAGGCGACACUGCGAGGACAUGAUGACACACACAACUGCAAAAGUUCUGGCGUUCUCGUGUGCUCUCUAAAACCGCUACAAGCAACACUUUCUCUUUAUACGGACUCCUUCCAAUAGCCUCUUCCACUGGUGAAGUGAUGUCAUGUCCUUCCCCCCACGGCACCAAGAUGCGCGUCUGGUCUGUGUGAGAAAUCCAGGGAAAACACUACACUCUGCCGCGGGUACGCACGACUCUCAUGAUGCUUGACUCGUUGACCUAUCUUCUAGAAAAAGUUUUUCUACUCGCACACUUCAACAUCUUCAGCCUCAUCCCUGUUGCCGAAAAGGAGACGCGAGAAAGAGACAUAAAGCCCAGUGAGUGCGAGCCCUCUCCCCGGCCGCUGCGGAGGGGAGACCUACUGGAGGUCCCGCGCACUUUGUUCACCCAUUUCGGCAUCUUUCUGGGGGACAACAAAGUCGCGCACCUCAUACCGGAUAUAUUUCCCGUGCUGACGGGAGAUGAAUUAAAAAUUCAGCAAAUGGUGACGAACAACAGAUUGCUCCUGGGGGUGCUGUGUAAGCAAGCGACGGUGAGGGUGGACUCCGUCGAAGACUUUGCGUACGGCUCACCUAUCCUCAUCAACAGCAUGGAUAACACAAUGAAGGAAAAGCCAAUGCCAAGUGAAGAAAUCGCCAAAAGAGCGGAGAUGCUUGUCGGAGGGGUUCCAUACAGCCUCUUGUGGAACAACUGUGAGCAUUUUGUUACCUACUGCAGGUAUGGGUCCGCCGUAAGUCUGCAAACCCAAAAGUUCCUCGAGUUCCUGAAAUCAGUUGUCCGGGACCAAAGGAGUAUUCUCUUCUCCGUCUUCAUUGGACUUGCGUCUAUUUAUUGGCUGGGAAUUGCGCCGGCCACAGCUCUCCCAACCAUCCUCAUCCCAUUCACGUUAUGGAUGGCGAGUUAAAAGACUCAUUUUUUUGGACUCUGCAGUGUGAAUGCGUCUGCCGACUGGAUUGUAGGCCUACUAUGCCGGAACAAAGAGGGCCUAUGUUUGGCGCACUGUGUUUACUGAAGGUUGCCAAUUCGACAACUGACACUAAAGUCUGAAAACGUUUAAGGGCUGGACAAAAGAAAUGAUGAUUAACUACAGUUCUGUGAAAUUUGUAGCAGAGUCAUAGGCAUACUAUUGGCCUAUUGUAGAUUUAAUUUCAGUGUAUAGCUGAAGAUUUUAUUCUUAAUUCUUGACUGAUGAAUUGAUGAGUCUGUAAUCUUGAAACCUGCUAUUAAUGGGCCUAAUAGGUCUUAUGCCUGUUUCUGCAAUGUAUUUUUUUUACACUGUGUAGUGCUGCUUUUUGUAUUAAAGCUCCAGUUUUAUGUUAUAAAGAAAAGCCUUCCAUAUAUGUUAUAUACACUAGACUAAAGAAUCUGGAGUGUCCAUGUUCAUUUUAAAACCCAUCCUAGCCUAUGUGGUGCUUUAAAAUUGAAAAAGUGAAAAUGGAUUGAGGAGAAACUGUUACACAAAUAGCCAGUGUUAUUAGUUUAUCUGUGAGUUCCCAGUCUGUCACUACAUUGUUUUAUACCUCAUAGAAACAUACAACUAUAAAACCAGCCAUUUCAUAUAGGCCUACAGAAGUAUGCCUGAGUUUUUACUUUGCAAACAUUUGCCUUAGGCAGACUGGUAGUGAGCCCUGAUUGCUGACUGAUGGGUUAAACCUCACUGCCACUCAUGUCAUUUCAUGUCACUUUAUCACACUUGGUACAUUGCUUACAACAUUAUUCCUUUAUAAUUCAUGCACGACUACUGUAGUGUUAAAGGCAAAAUCUAUUUAUAACAUAUUAAUAUGAAUGUAUUACUAUGUAGUUAUAAUUACAUUCAACCAAUCACUGGGAAGUACAGAUUAUAAUCAGACCAUGGCUUUGGCUACACCUUUUAAGAACUAAAAGAAUGCCGCAGGCAAGACUGCAUGGUACAGUAGGUGACACUUCUGUCGUGAGUGAAAUAGCUAAUUAAGUUUGAGGACAAAUAUGGAGAAAAAAAAGAAAACGGUUAAGUAGCCCAAGUAACAGAAGCAUUAAAUGCACACGGAAGCCCCUAGCUUUUGUAUAGCCUCCA